CCGGGGCGGAGCCGGCGCCGGUGGGAGGGCCAGGCCCGGAAGCUCCCACCCCGGGAUCCCCUCCCUGGUGGCGGCUGAGGAGAAGGAAGAUGAUCUCCAGAUACACCCGGAAGUCAGCGCCGCAGAGCCUGGAGCUACCAAAUAAAGGAGUCCUGUCAGAUUUUCAGAUAUAGAGGAAAGUAAUUACCAAAAAUGCUGUUGAUCAUCAUCCCCUUCCAGAGCAGCUGGAUGAAAUUUCCCCCACCAAUGACAGCCAUGAGAAAGACUCAAGUUACCAAAGUGAAUCUGACGUCACACAAGAAUCACCUUUUACAUCAACUGACACUGGCAAUUCAAGAUCUGCCUUUCCAAGUUAUGCGGGUACAGGGAUUUCUACUGAAGGCAGCUCAGACUUCUCCUGGGGAUAUGGAACUUGACCGAAAUGCCACUGAAAAAGUCCAGAUGAUGUUCACAAUCAUUGAUGAACUUUUAUAUGAACAAAAAUCGAGUGUACAUACAAAGAGUCUUCAAGAAGAGUGCCACCAGUGGACAUCCACCUUUCCUCACCUCAGGAUUUUGGGAAAGCAGAUAGUCACUUCUUGUGAAGGUUAUGGAUUAUAUCCUAGGUCUCCAUCUGUUACUUCAGCCUCACAUGAAACAACAUUGAACCAAGAAAGAGAGUCAACUAUGUUUGGUAUAAGAGGUAAGAAGUUACCGUUUUCUCCUUCUAAUGUCCAUAAAGAUGUUUCUGUCUCCAAAUGUCCAAGCUCAUGUUCUGUGGAAAGAGAAGAUGAAGAAGAGGGUGUAAUUGUCUCAGAAGGCAUAAUAGAAGAAUAUCUAGCAUUCGACACUACAGACAAGGAAGAUAGUUUACAUGGAAGAAAAUUAGGCCUGUCUUGUGAGAGAAAGAAAUUAGGCUAUCCUCCCAUUGCUCCAUUUCAUUGCAUGAAGGAGGAUGUGCUUUCCUAUAUGUUUGACAACGUGUGGAGCAAGAUGCUGGACUGCAUGGAAGAGUUGAUUCGAAGGCACUGGGAGGGAUCAGCUUCAGAUGAUGAGAGCAAUGCUUUGACUACACGAUCUGAUUCUGGAAGCCCUUGUAUGCCAUGUGAACCUCAGCCCUUGGUAUUACCUCGAGUGCCACAGUCGAAGGUGCUCUCCAUUACUUCAAAUCCAAUGAUUCUCUCUCAAACAGUCGGUGGUGGUCACCAGCCAAAUGUGAAUGGUUUGUUGGUUCACGGGAUGCCCUUACAGCCAAGAAAUCUCUCUCUAAUGGACAAACUCCUAGAUUUAGAUGACAAACUGCUCAUGAGACCUGGAUCCAGUACCAUCCUUUCUAAUCGAAACUGGCCUAAUCGCACAUUGGAGAUCAGUUCAUCAUCUCUGUCAUAUACGGUGCAAUCUGCCAGGAGGCGCAACCCACCACCACGUACCCUUCAUCCAAUUGGCACAAGCCAUUCACGCUCAGGGACACCAAGACCCAUGGAUGAAGUCAUCAGAGGAACCCGACUCCAAGCAGCAACUGAGUCCUUGUCUUCUACAUCACCGAUGCCCCUGAGUCGCAAUAACCUGCUUCCCCCAAUUGGCACAGCAGACUUGGAGCACUUGACCAGUGUGGGAUCACAGCGGCAGAUGAAAUCUCGCAGUGAUUCUAGCCGAGCUCGCAGUGCAGUGGUGGAUGAGCCCAACCAACAACCCCAGGAGAGGCUCCUUUUACCCGACUUCUUCUCCAGACCCAACACUACUCAGUCAUUUUUGCCAGAUACACAGUGUCGACGUUCUUAUACUGUUAUUGAUUAUCCUAAUCAGUCUCGGACUGGUAGGGGAUCUGCAGGUACAGGUCUUCAGUUACAUGGCUCUACAAGAGCUCAAAGUCGAGGUGGACCAGUCACUAGAAGCAGACAGGGACCAUAGGGGAAACCAAGCACCAAAGCAAACCAAACCCCCCAAACCUGUCAGGUUGUCAUGAGCCUGUCUUAAGAAUUUUGUGAAUCAGUGCUCAGUCAGCUCAGUGCUGCAGAACUUGUUUACAAGAAAAACUUGAAACCAUCUUUAUGAAGAGUUCUUAACCUACUGGGGAGAAAAACAGCACAGUGCCUGCCAAAGAUUAUGUGGACCAGCUGCCUUCCUUCAGAGCAAGUCAAGCCACUCCACUGGAUAAAAAGAGGCUCUUACCUAAGAUGCUACAAUGACUAAUUACCCUCCCCCCCCACCCCCAAAUCAUUGCUUAUGUUGUCUGUCAAACAGGAUCUGAGAGGUAACUACAGGUGUAAGAAAAGCAGCAGUUACUUUACUAUAGCAUUAAGCAAUCAUAUUCCCCAAAAUACUUCUGAUAAACUGAAAAUAUUUUGAUUUUCUUAAUUUCAAGUGAAAUCUAUAAUCUCAAGACUGAAUUGCCACUCAAAAGAAAAUCCUUCUUAAGAGUGCACCCCAAAAUCAGCCAGACUGAUCCCCAAGGACUUGGCCACAGAUUCUUACUGGGGAUAAAACUGACAGCUAAAGGCCAACUGGAAAACAUUGUGCAUCAGUACAGAGAAAUAUGGCUUAUUUUACUUGUAUUGGAAUAUACCUAUUUGCCAGAUCUUAUCUUUUUAAAGUAAUAUUGAUCAAGCUCUAUUUCAGGUGAAAUUGUACAGAUACUGGUAUUUCCUAUAUUCUUAUUUUCUGCCUUAUUGAUCAGAUUUCCCUGAUACUCGUGUUCCCAUUUUGCCAAAAUUUUCUCCUACAGCCCUAGGAGGGAAACAAAUAUAUUUCCUUUUUUGGAACUUUCCUACAUGGCUUCACCAACUGUGAGGGAUCUUCAGAUGUUGUCUCAAACAAAUUGCUUUGGUGACAGUAGAGGUAGCAGAAGUAGGUAAGCUCUGAAUCUCUUGAGAGUUUUUCUGAUGACAUUUUAAAAUUUAGAAUUAGCUACAACAGUAGAGCUUAUCUUUAAGACCUAUUCAGUUUACAUAACACUUGAUUUCAUCUGUAAUUAAAUCUGGUUAUAUAAUUAG
Molecule: messenger RNA, 2972 nt
Organism: Monodelphis domestica (gray short-tailed opossum)
Lineage: Eukaryota; Metazoa; Chordata; Mammalia; Didelphimorphia; Didelphidae
Gene: FAM149B1
Product: family with sequence similarity 149 member B1
Biological process (GO): cilium assembly; protein localization to cilium
Source: RefSeq, a predicted model, not a curated record